Molecule: messenger RNA, 712 nt
Organism: Daphnia pulex (common water flea)
Lineage: Eukaryota; Metazoa; Arthropoda; Branchiopoda; Diplostraca; Daphniidae
Product: fatty acyl-CoA reductase 2-like
Exons: 2
Coding region: 108-473 (121 amino acids)
Source: RefSeq, a predicted model, not a curated record
UGCGUCAACACUUUCUAUAUAACGUUACGUCAAAAAAUAGCUAAAUAUCCAGUGUGAUAUUUGGUUGAGCCUAGAAAAGUUGCAUAAGUAAGACGUUCUUCACCAAAAUGAAUAACGAAUCCCUUUUCCGUGUAAAACAUUUGAAGAUAUUACGGAAAAAAAGUUCAAUGCUCAACACAGUGUCUUGGGGUUGUUGUUUUUCACGAGCAGUGUUUGUCAUUUCGUCUUUAUCAGCAGCCAGUCGACGACGUGUUUUACCAACGUCGCAAUCCGCAAUCGUCAGUCGCAAUCCUGCUCAGUUAAUGGACAAGAGGUCACUCCAAGGAAAAAAUACUUUUAACUUUGACGUAAGACAAAUCAACUGGGAAAAAUACAUGGACGCUUAUGUAUUCGGCGUUCGAACACAUCUAUUCAAGGACGACUUGUGCACCGUGCCUAAUGCAAAGAAUCACUUGAAACAGAUGAAAAAUUGAAAAUGCUGAUUCGUCUUCGUUUCAUCGGGGUUAUAUUUUUCUUCUUUUACCUUUUCUUGUCUAACUUCGUCUGUACGUCAAACUCAAAUAUUUCCACUGAUAUUUGUUCCGUUAUUCAUCCUUCGAAUUCCUCGGUUACUAUUAAAAAUUUUACAGCCGAAAUAUUUUCUUACACCAAUCGCACUUUAUUUCCCAAGAGUUUCUGAUGGGAUAGUGUUUCGUAUACGCACCAACUUUAU